AUGCGUCUAGAACAGAGCCUGAGUUAUAAGGUCUUCGCGACAGUCAUGGUGAGCCGAGCUGUGUCCUCAAGAAGCAAAAGCCUGAUAGCGACAGUCGGACUUGAAGUCUGAAACGCCAGAUCCCCAUGAAAACCGCCUCAUCGAUCCUCUAAAAUUGUCCGAAUGCAUAUAGACAUUUUAAAAUGAGUCAUUUUAAGUCAUUUGGACAAAUGCAGGCAUUAGGAGGACAAGUGCAAGUCGAAAUAGUUGACCUCGUAUUCUCCAAACAUUCAAAAAUGGGUCAGAUGUCGUUAUGUAGCCGCAUCUGAAGUGCACAAACCCCAGCCAGCUUUAAUACGGGACCGGUAGCAAUAGGGGUUUUUACAGGUGGAGCCGGGGGACGCACAGGCGAAGAGAUCAAGUAGUUGUAUGCAAAAGGAAAGCUAUUGGGAAUACUCAGUUGUACUUUGAGCGGUUGAGAAAUAGCUGCCCUAACCCUAAGCCCUAACCACUAACCCAAACUUAAACCCCAACCCUAACCUUACCCCUUAACUGCAGCCCUAAACCCUAGCCCUGAAACAUUUAACGCGAAAGUUAGCAGGAGACGACAGACCGAAAGUCAAGAAGGAUCAUUGGCAUUGGGCGGUAUAAGAUAGACACGGCAGCAAAUAAACAAGGCCGCCGACAGAACACGCACCUAUACGUACAGCAACACCAUGCCAACGUAAUCACACCAGCUCAAAAGAAUUAAGUAUGUCAACAGUAUUAUGUCCAGCAGGUGCGGCUACAUAACCACAUCUUACCCAAAAAUGGUCGAAAAAGCCACCAUCAAUACAUUCAGGCCGAUUGCCAACUUCCCUAGUCUCCAAAGUACUGCAGUCAGAACGUACUUUGGAUGCUAACUAAAUUUCAAUGACGAAUGAACUAGCGUCUCAAGUCAAGAGACAACACUUGGGGAACAGUCUCCCACGUCGAUGUACACCGUUUUUUUUUUCUGACACGACAGUCACGGUAUGCAUUAAAAAGGUAGUUUAUUCGAGUUCGCACACAUGAUGGUAUCAAAAUCCGUUUUACCAGCAUGACUGCCUCCCAGGUAGACCACAAGCCGUCUGGGUGAUAUCCGCGACAGGGGGAUGAGAGCGACCUCGCGUCUUCGUUAAUUUAACGAGCGCUGCGACUGAUCUCUGUGACGCUGGUUGCAGUGAGAAGGCGAAAAAUCGAUAAGGCUGCCACCUCAGACCGCCUCAAUGUGCAUCUACUCAUUCACUUGCUCCUGUGGAGCAGGUUAUAUUGGUCGUACGAGUCGGCGCCUUUCCAAAAGAAUACGAGAGCACCUUCCCGCAUGGCUGGCAAAGGGUGAAACUAGGAGAAUAGACAGCGCCAUCCUUGCGCAUGCAGUGGACUCAGGGCAUCGUGUGGACCCCACCGAAGCAUUUCGUGUGAUUUACAAGGUCCCCUCGAGCUACCCUAAGCUACUGGGCCAGCGCCUGCUAGCAACAGCAGAAGCGGCCGCCAUAAGGUUACGAAAACCGACCCUAUGCGCCCAAAAGAACCUUGUUCAGGCUCCGCGCUUACCGUGGUCAAAGGUUGACUAACCACAUGCAACUUUCGGCGCCCUUCCGCUCUUGCCGAGCCUGUAAUUUAAAACCUAACUUUUAUCGAUUUUUGUUUCACUCACUCUACCCCGCCCUAUGUAAUUGUAUUGGCCUGAUGAGAAUUUACCGAAAGGAACGUUCACUCGCCACUCUCUCUUCUGAAAAUCGAUAAGCUUGCAGAUUCAAAAAAUCAAUGCGGAAACAUUGUAGGAUGGCAGAAAGCCUGCCGGUAGCCAUUCGAAGCGGGGACACGAGACUAGAAUGACGCAAGGUAACACUUAGUUUUUUCCUCCAGACUGCCUUUUUGAAACCCUCACCGUCAAUUUUACGCGGGCAGUUCAGCAGUGUCACAAAAUAGGCUUUACUUCGAGUGGCCAGUAGAAUGGCCUGUUAGGGUUUUCAGCCCUCUAGAGAGGUUUGGACUUCAAAUAGGAUAUUCCAUGUAACUUCUAUGCCCUGGCCCCAAUUACAGUAAACAGCAGAUGAACGCAGGAAGGCAUAUAAGCGAAUGGCUAAUACCUGUUCGCAUUUAUUAUACGUAAGGAAUUAGCGUCAUUAAAAGUAACUUAUAGACACCAGUAAGUUAUGGAGGUGUUAAUUGGCCUUCCUGGGGAAGAAAUGAGUCAUUUAGUUAUGUAGAAGACUUGCACCACCAUCAUAGGCAAGUAAAAUGAUUAAAAUGAAACUCAUUAAAAAGUCCCUCGUGAAACGAUUUUUUUUUCUACUUUCAGUCGUCAAAGCCUGUGUGGAUACGGAGACCUCUAACCGCGUAUUUGGCGGUCGUCUUAGUUUACAAAUGGAAUCAACCGAACACCCGGUGUGUAUGUACUCGAUCAGGCCACAACAUUUAGUGAUGUUUUGUUAAUUUUCUGAGGUUCCAUCAAUAACUUACGAUUUACUACUAUUUCCUGUGUAAUUAGGGCGUUCCAGAAAUCCUCGUUGAACUGGUCAAGGCGCUUGAAGAUCGUGGUUUGGAAACUGAAGGCAUCUACCGUGUUCCUGGGCGGGCUUCAAGGCUACAAAACUUCAUUGACUACGUCAACGCUGUAGGUUAGGUCGUUUUGUGUUAUGUCCACCAUCAUCUUUAACAUUAAAAAUUUGGAGAAAAAUCCGUCAACCGAUUGAUUAUCUGAAGGUUAUGACAUGGGUAUUCACUCUUUUAGAAUCCCAGCGUCGUAUCGGGACGCCUGGAGACGGCAGCCGAACCCGAGAUCCUGGACAGCCGCACGAUCUCCUCAGCAAUCAAACGCUUUUUUGCGCUCCUGCCGGAGAGCGUUUUGAAAGCUGAAGAUUUCUCCUCCGUCAUGACUGAAGGGCUGGACGACAAGGAAGCUACAGCGCUGACGCCGGUGAAACUAGCCCGACUACUGGUGGCAAUGCGAACUUCCCUCGAGCGAAAAUUUGAAGCGGUAUGUGCUUUAACUAUCGCAUUUUUUCAUUUAAAGUGUGCUAAAUGGCUAUAAGUAUUUAUCUUAGGUAGAAGAAGGCUCGCUUUACUUGGGUGAUUAAGUGGCUUUUCAGAGGAGAGGAGCGAUUAAUUGCCCUGAUUUAUCGGAAAGGGAAUUGUCAGGUAGAACGUUCUUUCCACUCCUUCCUUUAUCUCUGCAACUGGGCAUGUCUCUUAAUUCUUGUGCUUCGUAACAGGGAUGGAUGUAGGACAAAGAAAUUAAAUUAAUGACAAGCAAAUAUCGCUCAGUUCCAUCGCUUCGGACACGCUAGAGAGGUCGGCGUGGGUAUCGCUCAACGUCCGACAGCGACCAUGCGCAACAAAAUCAUGCGAGUGAAGGACCGAUUAGACGUGGGAGAACAAUCGGGUGUCGUUUAUCAAAUCCCAUGUCGGGACUGCCCUCUCAAUUACACAGGACAGACCGGACGACGACUUAGCUCACGAAUAAUGGAGCGUAAACGGACGGUCCGGAGGGGCGACCCGUUGUCUCAGGUCGCCACUCACCCUGGAGGAAGGCCACGAAUUCAGCUUCGCGAGCGCGCGAAUAGUAGUGCGGGCCAGCAAUAAGACAGGGCGAGAAAUGUUGGAGGCCUGGGUGUCCGACACCAACUCCAUCAACAGACAAGUUGAUAUACCCCCCCUGCUAUCACGUGCUCUGUUCCCGCGGCCAAGAGGCGAGACCCUAUUUUCAGCCAGGCGUGCACACAGUCACGCCGCCGUGAGACGGCGUGGGACUCAGGUUAUCGCGAAUUCCACCCUCUGCACUCAUAUCCCCCCCCUUCAUGGUUUGACUGCAAAAACUGCUCAUUUGGUGCCGAAUUCUCACAGUCACUGACGGUGGUCUUCUGUACAAGACUGAAAGCUCAGACUAAUACACCUACCAUUUCAGAGAUUGUUUUUUCAUCUUCUUCACAGUGUCUCUUGAUUGUUGUGCUUCGUAACAGGGAUGGUUGUAGGACAAAGAAAUUAAAUUAAUGACAGGCAAAGAUCGCUCCGUAAAGCUCGCACGGUUGGAGAUUGUGUGUAGACGCUCCCGUGGGGUGCCAAAAGUCUUGUAGCUCUCCAUUAAAACAAAAAAGUUUAGAGGAAAAAGGGCUGCUGCAAAGAGCAACGAAAGCACACGAGAUAAAGUAGUUAAAGAAAUUGCCAUAUGACAGCUUACGAUAAGACUUUCGGCAGAAAUUUAUUUGUGUUCUGUGUCACCUUGCAUUCCGCCUGCUCUUCGUUCUGCGUAGUGCCCCACCCGUAAAACUCCCUCCACCGCCAUUCAACAUAUGACACGGUCCACAGGCAAACUCAAGUUAGCUGGGGUCUUACACCCUACCGUUGGUGAAUAUAGCUAUUAGGCAACCAUGCACCUAUUCAAAUUAGCAAUUUAUUUCAUUUAUUGCAGGAUUUUGUUUGUGGUGCGACCUAUCCGAGUCGUCAACGGCCGCAGUUUAAUCACGGAUGCCGUCGAUUGGCAAGUGGAGCCUUGUUCCUCGUAGAAUUCGGCCAGCAAAGUAAGCUUUUGUGGCAUGAGGGUGGGACGCAUAGACCUGCCCUUAUAACAGGGCAGGAAUACUCCUUUCUGACUUAUCUUGGAACUGCCCACACAAGCGGUGGCAGUAACUGCCAGUGACCAUUACUCAUUUACAACAAAUAAGCCAGAAAUCCAUUCCGGUAUCCCUGUAUUCGUAGGUAAAUGGUUCUCUAACUUCGUUUGUGCUUUCAUUCGCCAGAGCGAAUUCCGUCACUCUGGCAGGCGACACUGUUCGUUCUCUUCUCAAUGAGACAACGGCAAACCGACCAGGCAUCGCGAAUUCGUUUUUUUGCAGCUGCCUCCCGCGAAACCCGCAUUUUGGGGCAGCUAAACAGUGUCGAGUUGAGUUGGUGAAAACCGUUCUGUUCCCCAGAAAAGGAUCAGCAAUAGUCUAGUCGCGAUAAGAUCAGUACCAUCCGGGGAGAGUUUGCCCACAAUUAUCCUGUCAGUUGCGAUCGGGCAUGCACAGCGGUAGAAGGACACUCAUUGACAGGCCAACGAGCCCCUGACUCAACGGCUAGGGCGUUGGACUUAUAACCAACAGGUCGCGAAGUCGAGCCUCAGGGGUUGCAAAAAACCCGGGGUUUGGUAUGGCCGGCUGAUGGCGGCUUAUAAGCCAGAAACGGUCAGCUCAUCCUCCCUUGUCUUUGUCGGUAAUGUUAUUCUACUCAUACAACUACAAGAUUGAGUCCCGCGGCACAAAGCGGGACGUGUGUUUCCCGCAACCUGAUCGGUGAGCUCCCCUCUACAAUUGUAUAUACUCGAUCGCAGCUGACAGGACAAUCAGCCCGUGGCUCCGUGGUUAGGGCGUUGGACUUUUAAUUACCAGGUUGCGGGAUCGAGCUUCAGGGAUUGCAAAAAACCUAGGGCUGAGUGUGUCUAGCUGAUGACCGCUGUCAGGCCAGAAACGACCACUCAAGUCCCCCCUUGCUAGUAAUGUCAUUCUGAGGAAGAAGACCAGCCUCAGUUAGGAUGACAAAAUUGACUCAUGUUGCCACGUGAGGCAUCGCAGGAACUUAGGAUUUCAUGCAUUUUUCUUCCCAUAUUCUGCGUUCCUGUGACUGACUGGUCCUCGGUAGUGUGAUUGUGAAUGUACGAGUGAGAGCGGGCACGGCCAACAUACAGUACGUGACCGAUCUCAUGAAAUGUUGGCCAAAAUUCUGGAAUGCGUUCCCGAUUAGGAAGGAUUACUUAAAUGGGGUUGUUACACUGAUUAUCGUGCAGAAUAACCCUGUAACAUUUCGGACUCGCCAGGAUGUCGGCUUUUGAAUGCAUUUCUUGUCGAUCUUCUACAGAAACCACAUUUGGUAAAAAAAUGACUACUUAAGUAACAUGCAUUUUCCUAUUGAUUUUCGGUGGUCCUAUAAAUUUAAAUAUAUUUUAUAAAGAACAAGCACAAAAUAUGCGUUCUUUUGCUAAUUUGGCAGGAAAUCACAGUGUAUUCAUAUUUGAUGCCCGAAGAAAGUGUAUAUUUUGGUUUUGAAAAAGUUUCUAAUAGUGAGAUUUUUAAGACCGUGCGAUGUCCACGCAUGCAAGACCGCACAUGUCCGUUUACUAAUGCUCAUCGUGAAAUGUACAAAACAGUCCAGAUCCAUUGCAAAAUUUCAUGAACUCUAUGUGGUAUCUUCUUAAAGGCAUAGAGGAAUAUAUGAUUUCCCUUACGCGGAAAGCAUACACCUUGUAGACUGCAAUUGCUAAACGCUGAUGCAAUGGCAGAUCAGGCUGAAAAUUAUUCGGACAUUGGGAAACUUUUUCAAAACCAAAAUAUACACUUUCUUCGGACGUAAAAUAUGAAGAUAAUGUGAUUUCCUACCAAAUGAGCAAAAGAACGUAUAUCUUGUGCAUGUUCUCUAUAACACAUAUUUGAACUUAUAAGAUCAUCGAAAAUCAAUUGAAAAAAUGCAUGCGAAUUAAGUAGUCACUUUUUACCGAGUGUGGUUUCUGUAUGAGGUCAAAAAGAAGUGUAUUGAAAAGCCGACAUCAUGGCGAGUCCGAAAUUUUAUUGGGUUAUGCUGCAUGAUAAUCAGUAUAACAACCUCACGCAAGCAAUUCUUCCUAAUCGGGAACACAUUCCAGAAUUUUGGCCAACAUUUCAUGAGAUCGGUCACGCACUGUAGCAUAGCUGCCUGACGUGGUAGGGUCUGACUGCACCAACUACCUUACUAACAGCAAUAACCCACAUCACCUGUUGUGUUUUAGACUCCGUCUGGUGACACAGACGCCGCCGCCGAGGAGGUGGAGAGGAAGUGGCGUAUGGCCACAUUAGACUUCAUCCUGCGCCAUCUCCGGGAGGUCACGGCUCUUCAGACACACAACCAUAUGUCCCCACGAGCACUCUCCCUGUGUUUCGCUCCCUCCCUCUUUGGUUGUCCGAAGAGAUGCCGAACAAAGAGCCUGGUACAUUUUGCCGAUUUAUUAUCUCGAAUCCUGCGCCUUAAAUGUCAUCCUUGAGCACUCACGUCGUCGUGUUUUUACUAGAUGUUGGAGCUCAUGAUCGAGCACUGGCCCUGGUUGACGGAAGGCCUGGAACGUGGUAGUCAGGGGGAAUCUUCGGAGCAGGGGUCUCGGAACUUUGUGGAGGCUCGACGUUAUGCCUAUCAGUACGUCAAGUAG
This is a messenger RNA of Spirometra erinaceieuropaei, 7156 nucleotides long. Lineage: Eukaryota; Metazoa; Platyhelminthes; Cestoda; Diphyllobothriidea; Diphyllobothriidae. The record is from the annotation of a GenBank genome assembly.